AGGAGUUAUGCAAUGAAGAUUACUUUUUAGAGCUGGCUAUACUUAUUUGACUGAUGGUGUGCUAUUUGACUUCAAAAAGGAUCACAUAUUUCCUCAUUGUAAGGCAACUACGAUUCGAUAAAUAUGAUUUUGUGGCCUCGGAGUUGGAGAGGAUGUUUUUCAACAGCCUAGGAAACCUUGAUCUUUCUAAUCUUCUGCCAUCAGACGAGUUAGAACGCAUAAUCAGAUCAAACUGUAUAAGUACAGAACAACUGUCGAAUGCUCAAUCCACUUUGGACCUUUUGUCAAAAGAUGUAGCUGAAAAAGAAAGUUUUUUACGACGACCCAAGUCCAGUCUAUCAAUAGAUGAUGAUCCAUUUAUUGUUUCUCAAGUCAAUGUCUUAUCCCCAAUUUCGCUUCCUGCUGAUUCCAGUGUUGAAGGAGACACAGUACAAGCUUGUCAAUCAAGCGUCAUUCAGACUAUAGAAGAAAGCUCUGUCCAAACACUGAGAAGGGGAAGAGCUGUACAAAAUAGUUCAUCAUCUUCAGUAUGUACACAAGAUGAAAAUAAAUCUGAGACGUCUCAAACAGAAGAACUUGUAAGUGAACUGAAAAAGAUAUCACUUGAACUGAACAAUGUGGAUCAAAUUAAACAAUUACCUAAUUCCUUUCUUUCACUCAAAUCCAGUACAGUUGAGUCCCCUCAAUGUGACACCAUAUUGCCCCCAAAAACUUCUUCAACUUGCGUUGAUGAUCUCGUAAUAUUACCUGAUCUCGAAAUAUUGCCUGGUCUCGAAAUAAUGCCUGAUCCUGUGGAAUCAGAUGAGACAAAACCAUCGCAAGAUUUACCCGAGCCUGACCUUCCUGGUAACUACACUAAGUACAAAAUCGUGAAGAUUACCGAUGAUGAGGAUUUGGAUACCAUCCAGCCUGAAUCUCAAGCUUCUGAGAGAAUUGAUCCCCCUUUGAGUGGUCCUAGCUUGACUAGUAGUUUGUAUCUAAAUGAGCAGGCUGUGACUGAUGAACUCAAAAAACCAGCACGCUACAAAUUUAGUGACUACGGUAAACCAGAGGACUUUGCUAAUGCUCCUGCGGCUGAGAGAACAUCAAUCUCAUCUGAGAAAAGGGUGACAAAAAACUCUGGUCCUAAGAGACCAUCUGCAAGUGGAUACACCCAGCCAAUUCAGAGUACUAAGCCUCCAAUUCAGAGUACUAAGCCAAUUCAGAGUACUAAGCCAAUUCAGAGUAAUAAGCCAAUUCAGAGUACUAAGCCGCCAAUUCAAAGUAACUCUGCAGAUUCUUGUUCAGUAAAAAGUACACCAGCACACAGGCUAAAUGAUAAUCCAGAAUUGUUAAAUCUAAACGAUGAUGACAAGAUCAAGGUUCUCAAUAUCCUAGCUGAGGGUUGGAUAGUUCAUGUUGUAUUUGAGAAAAGAGUGAGAAAAGAAGUCCCUGGUACUCCAAAAAAGUGUGCCUUGCAAGAGAUUCUGUACGCUGUAUUUGGAUGUGAUGCUAGCAGUUUUGUUGAGUUUCAAACUAACGGGAACAAGAUUAGUAUAAGACUGAUCCCAUCUUAUAAAGCCGAACAUUUUGAAACAAUUCUUGCUAUGAUAGAAUAGAGAGAUGAAAUGAAAGUACAUCGACCAUUGCAGAUUGGGUUUAGAAAAUCCUGGUUUUGCAAUUUGGACUUAAUAAUUGCAUUUGUCACUGGACAAAAUUGAUAGUUUAUUUGAGUAUGCAAGUACUAUUUUUUAUGACUGUAAGUUUGAUUGUUUUGAUUUUUGAUAAUGUAAAGUUGUAAGACCACUUUGUUUUUUCAUAAUAAAUUGGGUUUUUUUCUUUUUAGUAAGUGAAUGACGGGUUAUGUCACAAUUUUACCUGUCAUUUGAUUUCGCAGUUUUUCAAAAAGAUCGUUUAGUAGAUUAAAUGAAUCUCGUUGAGAGCAAAUGUAUAUCUAUUUUUUAAUCACUUAUUUGCUUUACUAUAUUUCGAUCAAUUCCCCAACACCCUGCAUCGGUUUAGGUGAUGUUCUCUACUCGAGUUGCUUUCAUACAUUAAACUUCAAGAAUUGUCAUGUACUUGCAGGUUUUAGCACCCAACUUAUUGCUAAAGCAUUCUUGCAAUUUAUGGCUUUAUGGUGGAUGGGACUGAGGCCUAGGACUUCAUGUUUUUAGUUAGUUUUCUAAUAUUUACACAAUUCAGCAUGAGCAAUGGUAUGAGAAAAUACCACGUUCGUGAAUAUAUUGAAUAUAUACCAACUGACCUUGAACGACAGCGUUACGGCUUGGAACAAAACGUGUUCUAUGGUGAGAUAGAAGAGAUAGAUUUUGAUAAUGGAAUUCUUUCCCUUGAAUCUGUCACUUCAACUGGGAUCCCUGACAAAGUAGAAUGCUUCAAAAGAAAGAUGACUAUCCUUGAAGCUCACAGGGUCAACAAAUUAUCCUUUGAAGUACCUGCUAGCUUACAGAAAGCUUUCCAAGAGCAGCUUGACAAAGAAUCGAGGAAUGAGACCGAAUUUAUGAAAAAAGAAGCUAUAGAUUAUGGGAGAACACAGACUACAUCGUUAGAGGAUAAAGAAAACGACCCCAAUCCAAACCAAGAUGAUGAGGAGCUACUAACUGACGGGGAGCCAAUUUCAGAUUCUUCUGAGGUCCUUACUCAGAAGGAACAAUCGUUUGAACCAGCUCAUCAGAUUCCUUCCGAGAAUGACCAAAUUCUUGCUGAGAAUGGGAAAAAACUUGUCGAGUUUGAAGAUAGUACUUCAGAAAAUGACGAAAGUCCUGCUAUAAAUCACGAAAGUCCGGUCGAAAAUAGUCAAGUUUCUGUCAAAAAUGACCAAUUUGUUGGUGACAGCGAAGCAAUCUUUGAUGAAAGUAUGCCUAUUUGUGAUGAGAAUGAGCAGGAAACUGAUCAGAAUGUGCCUUCUUCUACAGAAGGUGAGGCAGUCCCCGUUCAAGAUGAUAAAUUAAAUGAUGGAAGUGAGUCUGAUGACAAUCUGGAACCUCCCGCUAUAGAUGAACCACAUGUUACUGGCGACAAUCAACCAGAAAAACAGCAGAAAAAAGAUAGCGGAAAGGUAAAAGAGAAAAAAGCUCCACGAGAACGAAUGCACAAUAAUAUCACAAUAAACAACAAUCACACGAAUUUGCGAAGAACUGCAAGACAGCAUAAACCAGUGUAUAAAAAUGUAAGGUACGAGUAUGAUGACACUGGAGCCUACGUUCAAAUAGUGGACCCUGUCACCUUUAUGACGCAGGAGCAGAGCUACAGGUGGUUUAAAAGAAACUUUCCAACUAAAAAACAGGCGAAGUCCGUAGGUAUUCAGUACUACAAGAAAUUUCGUGCCAACAAGAGAAUGACCAAGAUAUACAGCGACUCUGAUUCAAGCGGAGAUGAAGAUAACAACGAAACGAGGGAAGAAAGUGAUGCUGAACCCACCAGGGUAGGGGAUCAGUCUGAGAGUGAGAGUGAGAGUGACGAGUCUUUUAAGCCUGAUGAAGACGUUACUGACGCUUUUUCUACUGACGACGACUCGUUUCGAUUGACAAAUAGCUCAAAGAAUGAGACAGCAAAUAGCUCAAAGAAUGAGACAGCAAAUAGUUCAAAUAAUGAGACAGGAAUCAGCUUGAAAAACAUUUCGAAAAUAUAUCCCAAGAAGAAAGCUAACAAAGGAGAUAGAAAGUCGUUAGAAAAACGGAUGCAUCAGAAGAACGUUAUAUUAAACCCGAAUAACUCAAAAGGUCGAGCCAAUGUGAAAAAAAGAAGAGAAAAGGGUUCUAUAUAUACCUCUUCAGAAGAUUCGGACAGCGAAGUUGAGGUAUCACGGUCAUCACAAUUAAAAUCAAAGAAUCUGACCGUGAAGAAGGGAGGUCGUGGUCGGCCUAAAAAGCAAAGAAGCGAAUCUGAACAGUUUAGUUCAGAGGAUGAUAGACGAAGCAAAAAACCUAUCCUUGAAAAGUCAGACAAGUCAGUAAAGAUCAAAAAGGAAUCAAAAGCGAAGGAACAUAAGAAAAGACAGAUAAGUCAUGUAUCUAGCUCGGAUGAUGAUAGACAAAUCAAAAACCGAAAUCAAAAAAAGUCAGAAAAGGAAGCAAAGAAAAAGCGCCAGACGUUGAGUGACUCAAAAUCUAAUAAGAAACUAAGAAGAUCAAGUCAACCUUCUGAAUCAGAAGAUUCCUCAUAUAAAGAAAACGUCAUAAAGAUCCGGAACCAAUCAAAGAAAGCUAAAUCUGGUAAACCUUUGAAAAGCGAUCACAAAAGCAAAAAGAAGGUUAAGUCUCCAGACACAGUUGAUUAUGAGGAGGACUUCAAGCGUUUCGGCAAAACUUUGAAGGGCGAUCAAAAAGGCAAAAAGAAGGCAAACUCUCCGGUCUCUUUUGAAGAGGAGCUUCCUCUACCUUUCCGAGAAAUCGGACAUCCCCGGACUGCAAGACAGCCUGUUGACACACCUCUCACCACUAAAAACGCAUCAAAGAACCACCCCACUGCUGCAAACACUUCCCUGCUCAAAAUGUUCAGCCCAGUGUCCUCCCCCAAACAAGCGAAACAGGAUGUACUCAAUAGAUGUCUUCGUAAAUUAGGUGACUACAGCAAGACAGAUGAUGCAGAAUAUCCCGGUUCUGUGGUUUACGUAGAGAACCCAGAUCUAGACACGGUUACUAUCCAUGGAAUAUUCGAUCUUGAGAAAGAAGCGGAGCGUGGACCAAUGGUUGUUGACGGUGACUCCAUGGUGUUAAAGUUAACAUGGGGUUCAGCUAAUCUUACAUACGAAGGAGAGGAUGCUCAUGGAAGAUCUGAGACAGUGCAUAUGAAAGUGAACAAAGAUUUUCAUCUAAAGGACGGUUCUAGCUACACAAUGACAACAAUGCGGGGAGCACUCAUAAAUUUUAAGUGCUCUAUCCCACCAGAUGAGUCAUUUAUGGAGUGAUGAUGAGAAAGAGACUCAUGUCUGUUAUGAAAAAUGGGUUUUCAAAAACCAUUGUAUUUUUAACAUUGUGAUUAAAUAUGUAUGCGAAUCUGCACAUUAUUAACGUUAUAAUUAUGAUGACGUUCAUAACCAUUAACCGUACUAUGCUUAAUAAAUUUGUAUUUCAUAAUAUAGUAUAUAAGUUAUUGUAUUGUUCUAGCAACGGGCAUAGAUUAUUAAAUAUAUUGUACAAUAAUAGGCAGGUUCAUUAUUUCAAAAUGUUACUGAAAAAUUUCGGGGAGUGCUUAUCCGUUGCUCCUUAAGUUCAUUCAUCACCAAAAAAUUACAAAGUAACGUUUUUUUAAUAACUUGCCUUGCAACUAAAGAAUUUCUUAGAUAACGAUUUGGGUCAUUAACUAUGGUGCUUUAAAAUCUGUGUUUAAAUUUCAUAUCAGGGCAAAACUCCAUCUUCGUUUUAAAAAAGAGUAGCUUUUGGAGCUGCUGUCACCGUUUUGCAUUUUGAUUUGGAAUUUCGAAUCAGUGUUCUAGAGUAAUCAACAAUUAUUGCACAACCUGCACUUACCUUGGGUCAUGGUCAUAAGUCACAUAAUAAUAAUAAUAAUGACUAGAAAUUUAUACAUCGCUUAAUAGCCAAAAAGAAUUAAAAAUCCAAGGAUUCAGUUCAAACCAUUGCAUCUAAAGCGACUCAUGAACAAUGAACAUGUACAUAAGAACUUAGCAUUUUAUGAAAUAUGGGUUUUUAUGAGGAAGUUAUUUUAUGAAACUUAUAUGAAUACUUUUAAUACAUGUUUGUUGUUGGUUGAAUAAAUGUUUCCUGUAACAGUAUUAUAUUUUGAAUUCAAAUUUAAUAUGAUAA
Molecule: messenger RNA, 5762 nt
Organism: Bolinopsis microptera
Lineage: Eukaryota; Metazoa; Ctenophora; Tentaculata; Lobata; Bolinopsidae
Product: dentin sialophosphoprotein-like
Exons: 18
Coding region: 2144-4906 (920 amino acids)
Source: RefSeq, a predicted model, not a curated record